UGUCAAACUAUCGUAUUCGUCGACAGUGGUGCAUACAAGAAGCAUUAGUUGGUGCAUGUUUUGAACAAAUUUUUAUCUGUAAACAUUGAUUAAGUAACUAACUUGUCUUCAAAUAAAAAUAAAUGUAUGAUUAACAUUGAUUUUAAAUUUAAGUCUAAAAGAAAAAUGAUAUUUUGUUCGACAAUGAAAUUGUUUAUAACGUUGGUAAUAUAACCUCAAAUUUGUUGAUUUCAAGAAUUAAGGAUAACUUGAAUGAACACAAAAUGUCAGAUGUACGAGAUAUAUUGGAUAUCGAAGUUCCAACUACUACAGAACUUACGAAAGAAUCUAUUUUGGGAAGUGAUAAAAAGAAUAAAAAGAAAUAUGAGUAUAAGGUACCAAAACGUCCGGAGGGUAUGCACAGAGAAGUCUUUGCUUUAUUGUGCAAGGAUAACAAUGACGUCCCACCAUUAUUUCCAACCGAUACAGCUAAAGGAUAUAAACAAGUUAGAGCUAAGUUGGGUAUGAAAAAAGUAAGACCAUGGAAGUGGACUCCGUUUACUAAUCCUGCUAGAACUGACGGUGCUGUUUUCCAUCAUUGGAGAAGAGUCGCUGAUGCAGGAAAAGAAUAUCCUUUCGCUAAGUUUAAUAAGAAAGUUCCUAUACCGACUUACACGAAUACUGAAUAUACUAAUCAUUUAGUUAGUAAUGGUUGGUCUCGUGCAGAGACCGAUCACUUGUUUGAUCUGUGCAGAAGAUUUGAUCUUAGAUUUAUUAUAAUUAAAGAUCGAUGGGAUGAGAAAAAAUUUUCUAAGAAAACUGUCGAAGAGCUGAAAGAAAGAUAUUAUCAAGUUAGCGCAGCUUUGAUUAAAGCAAAAUCUCAUACGGACAAAGUUUACACUUUUGACGCAGAGCACGAGAAACGAAGAAAAGAGCAGUUAAUGAAAUUAUUUGCUCGGACGCCAGAAGAAGUGGAAGAAGAACAGACUUUGUUGGCUGAAUUGCGUAAAAUAGAACAAAGAAAGAAAGAAAGGGACAGGAAAACACAAGAUUUGCAAAAAUUAAUAACUGCGGCAGACCAUCAAGCAGAUCCUAGGAAGAGCGAAAGAAAACCUUCCAAGAAAAAUAGUAAUUCUUCUAGAAACAGACCGAAUAAAAUUGAUACUUCUCAUGCUGUAGAGUCUGCCGGUAUCAAGUUCCCUGAUUUCAAAAAUAGCGGAGUUUCAUUGAGAUCGCAAAGAAUCAAAUUGCCAAGUAGUCUUGGACAAAAGAAAAUGAAAGGCAUUGAACAAAUGUUAAAUGAAUUAAAUAUAGAACUAAAUCCUCCACCUACGGAACAAAUAUGUCAGCACUUUAAUGAAUUAAGAAGUGAUAUAGUGCUUCAUUAUGAACUACGAAGUGCUUUGUCCACCUGCAAUUAUGAAUUGCAAUCAUUAAGGCAUCAAUACGAAGCUCUUGCACCAGGAAAAACUCUGACAAUACCUCCAGCUCUUUUACCAAAAACAGAACCCGAAGUAAAAGCAGACAUAAUAGACGUUGUUGGAUCACCAAGUAUGCCAAAUGUAAAUCAUUAAGUAUUAAUAAACUAUUCAUUGUAAAUAUUAUAUAAUCUAAACUAACGAUUUGUAUAUACUUAUGCGAAUGAAUAAUCCAUUAGCUUCUGAAAUAUUUCUUCUACGCUAUAUGCUUUCUACUUUCCGUGAAACAGAUAAAAAUGAAUGAAAAAUAAAUUAAAAAUAAAUUAAAAUUCUCCUAA
Molecule: messenger RNA, 1735 nt
Organism: Polistes canadensis
Lineage: Eukaryota; Metazoa; Arthropoda; Insecta; Hymenoptera; Vespidae
Gene: DMAP1
Product: DNA methyltransferase 1-associated protein 1
Exons: 5
Coding region: 264-1553 (429 amino acids)
Biological process (GO): chromatin remodeling; negative regulation of transcription by RNA polymerase II; DNA repair
Cellular component (GO): NuA4 histone acetyltransferase complex; nucleus; Swr1 complex
Molecular function (GO): transcription corepressor activity
Source: RefSeq, a predicted model, not a curated record